AUGGAAAACGAUUCUUUACGUGAAAAACAAGUUUCCGUUAUUGAGAAACUAUUAAUGUUUAAUGAAGAUCCUAAAAACAUACAACAUGAUUUGACCUCUGAUUUUAAUAAUAACGAAUUGGUUUGGAAAGUCUUAAUUUUGGACAGAAAAAGUACUGGUAUCAUCUCAUCCGUUUUAAGAGUCAACGACUUGCUAAAGAAGGGUGUAACUGUUCAUACUUCAAUUAAACAAUCAAGAACACCUUUGCCGGAUGUUCCAGCUAUCUACUUUGUUCAACCUACUAAAGAGAAUAUUGAUAUUAUCAUUCAAGAUUUAUCAAAUGAUAUGUAUAGUUUUUUUUAUAUCAACUUUACAUCAUCAAUUUCCAGAGAUUUAUUGGAAUACUUUGCUAAGGAAGUAGCCUUUAAGGGGAAAUGUGAUAAAAUAAAACAAAUCUUUGAUCAAUAUUUGGACUUUAUUGUUACAGAACCUGAGCUGUUUAGUUUAGAAAUCGAUAAUGCGUAUUAUCAAUUGAACAGCACAACUAGUUCUGAAGAGCAAAUUAUUAAUUUGUGCGAUGAAAUCGCUAAAGGCUUACUAAACGCUAUAAUGACAAUUGAUUCUAUACCAAUCAUUCGAGCCCAAAAGGGAGGGGCUGCGGAAAUUGUAGCACAGAAGUUAGAUAGCAGAUUGCGUGAUUAUGUUUUGAAUACUAAAAAUAGUGGCGAUUUAUUGCCUAGUUCACAAUCCUUAGAAAGGACAGUAUUGAUUUUGCUUGAUAGGAAUAUUGAUUUAAAAUCCAUGCUAUCGCAUUCUUUAUUUUAUGAAUGUUUGGUAUUUGACGUUUUUACGAUGGCCAGAAACACAAUUACAUUUCAAUACCAUAAAGAAAAUGAAGCUGCUCCUGUAAAAAUGAAAGUUGAUAUUGAACCAAAAGAUUUUUUUUGGAGAGAUAAUUGUUACUUGCCCUUUCCCGAUGCUGUGGAAAAUGUAGAAAACGAAUUAAAUAAAUAUAAACAAGAGGCUGAAGAAGUCACCAAAAAAACUGGGGUUACCAAUUUAAAUGAUUUAGAUCCUAACAGUGCAAAUGAUACUAUUAAUAUACAGGAGGCUGUCAACAAAUUACCAGAGUUAACAGCCAAAAAGCAAAUUAUUGAUUCUCAUUUCAAAAUAUUGGCGUCUUUGAUCCCUGAAUUGAGCUCUAAAAGUUUAGAUACUUUUUAUGAAAUUGAACAGGAAGAUGUUGAUCAGUUGAAAACAAGACAAAGAUUUUUAGAGGUUUUGAAAGAUGAUAAAAAGACAAAUUUAGAAAACAAAUUGAGAACCUUCGGUAUUAUGUAUUUAAGCUCCAAGGAACCAUUACCCAAAACCUUUGUUACACAAGUUGAAGAAUAUUUUCAAAAUCAAGACUACGACUGUUCUCCAUUAAAAUACAUUUAUAAACUAAGAAAGAUGAUGGAUCUAUCCAACAUAUCAUUGUUACAAAAUAAAUCUUUGGGCAAUGAGUAUAAUGGACAUGGUGACAACAAUUAUAAUAAUAACAAUAGUACUAACGGAUCCACUGGGAGCGAGUUGUUUUCAGGCUUGUCUAAAAAAUUGUAUGGGUUAGCUGGCGAUAAAAUUCAAGGUGGGGUAGGUUCGUUAGUGUCUCGUGUAUCCAAUUUAUUAACUGAAAGAAAAACUAUACCAAUAACUAAUAUCGUUGAAGCGAUUAUGGAUCCACUAAAUAGUUCUAAUAAUAAUUUGCAGACAACAGAUUCUUAUUUGUAUUAUGACCCACGGAUUUUAAGAGGAGACCUAACAAGACCUCCAAAACGUCAAUCAUAUAACAAGUCUAUGGUUUUUGUUGUCGGUGGUGGUAAUUAUAUUGAAUACCAAAACUUACAACAAUGGGCUCAUGGGAAUAGUGAACAGGUUAAUAAGAAGAAGGUUAUUUAUGGUAGUACCUCUAUCUCCAAGCCAACGGUUUUUUUGAAGGAGAUCUCUAAACUAGCAUAA
Molecule: messenger RNA, 1977 nt
Organism: Saccharomycodes ludwigii
Lineage: Eukaryota; Fungi; Ascomycota; Saccharomycetes; Saccharomycodales; Saccharomycodaceae
Gene: SLY1
Product: syntaxin-binding protein
Exons: 1
Coding region: 1-1977 (658 amino acids)
Biological process (GO): endoplasmic reticulum to Golgi vesicle-mediated transport; intracellular protein transport
Cellular component (GO): cytosol; Golgi membrane
Molecular function (GO): syntaxin binding
Source: RefSeq, a predicted model, not a curated record